AUGGUCCGUCGUCAGGCCUCUUCAACAACGUCUUCGGCUGCUGUUAGCACCUCGAGUUUGGUCGCAGAUAGCUCUUGCUCAAAUGGUCCAUAUACCCGCGCUUGCUGGAAGGAUGGCUUUUCCAUUGCCACAGAUUUCGAUCAAAAGUUUCCUACUACUGGAAAGACUGUCAGCUACAAUCUUGAGAUUACCAACACGACAUGCAACCCCGAUGGAGCACACGAGCAACAGUGCCUCUUGUUCAACGGACAAUUACCCGGACCUGUUAUUCGAGCCAGCUGGGGUGAUACUCUCUCGAUCACCGUUACCAACUCCAUGCAGAACAACGGCACUUCGAUCCACUGGCACGGGAUAAGACAGUACAACACGCCUGGAAUGGAUGGAGUGAACGGUAUUUCUGAAUGUGCACUUGCACCGGGCGAAACCAAGACUUACACCUUCCAUUGUACGCAAUAUGGUUCUUCGUGGUAUCACAGCCACUAUACCAGCCAAUAUGGCAUGGGCGUGGUGGGAGCUAUCUUGAUCGACGGGCCAGCUACUGCCAACUACGAUAUCGAUCUUGGUACCUUCCCGAUGAUGGAUUGGUAUUACCAGAACGCUGACGUGGUGAAUGCUCUGGCCCUCAUAAAUGCUCAGAAGGGAAGUGGAGCACCGCCUUCAAAUACUCUUUUGCUCAACGGCACAAACGACAAUGGCCCCGGCGGCAAAUAUCAAUCAGUCGCACUCACCAAGGGCAAGAAGCACCGUCUGCGAAUCAUCAACACUUCGGUUGAUACCCACAUGAUGGUCAAGCUUGAUAACCACCCUUUCACGAUUAUUGCUGCCGAUUUCAUUCCUGUGAACCCAGAGCCUGCUCCUGAGUGGCUGUUGGUCGCUAUCGGUCAGAGGUACGAUGUGAUAAUUGAUGCAAACCAGACAUCAGGCAACUAUUGGUUCAGAGCCGAGGCUGCUAAUGAAUGUGCAAGCGCGAGCGACGGCAAUGGUCGUGCCAUUUUCAGAUACGACGCAUCUAGCACUUCCGUGCCUGAGGACAACAAUGAGACUCCUCCCCAGUCUGAGUGUAUAGAUCAGCCCACAACCCCUUACUGGAAGCAGUCCGUCGACCAAUCCACUUUUGAAGCACAAGCAAAGACUUUGAGCACUGGAUUCGGUGACGGCGUCACAGUCAAUGGGGAGAACCUGCUCCUGUGGCAUUUGAACACCACUUCCAUGUCGAUUCACUGGGAUAGACCAACGCUUGGUUAUAUCUUCAAUGGCAGCACAGCUUGGCCUCAGGAGUACGAUGUGAUUGAAAUCCCCAACGAGGGUGUGUGGACAUACUGGGUCAUUCAGCAAGUAUCUGGGUCGCCGCCCAUAACUCACCCCAUCCAUCUCCAUGGUCACGACUUCUUUGUACUCGGACACCAAUCAUCGUCCAACUUCGAUGCGUCGACCAUGAUGAAUCAGCUGAAUUUCAAGAACCCCCCUCGUAGGGAUACAGCUACCUUACCUGCUUCUGGCUGGCUCGUCGUGGCCUUCGAAGCCAAUAACCCUGGUGCUUGGCUUAUGCAUUGCCAUAUUGCCUGGCAUAUCUCUGAGGGUCUGGGAGUCCAAUUCCUCGAAGCGAAGAACCAGAUUUCAUUGCCUGACCAGGCGCAGUUCACGCAACAGUGUCAAAACUGGAAGCAGUACGCUACUCACAUGGCUUUCCCUCAGAUUGACAGUGGUCUGUAA
Aureobasidium melanogenum CBS 110374 is the source of this 1713-nucleotide messenger RNA. Its product is annotated as laccase precursor. Gene Ontology annotation, molecular function: oxidoreductase activity; copper ion binding. The transcript has 3 exons. NCBI's taxonomy places the organism in Eukaryota, Fungi, Ascomycota, Dothideomycetes, Dothideales, Saccotheciaceae. The record is from RefSeq and is a predicted model, not a curated record. The coding region runs from base 1 to 1713 and encodes 570 amino acids.